This is a messenger RNA of Triticum dicoccoides, 3276 nucleotides long. RefSeq names its product pollen-specific leucine-rich repeat extensin-like protein 4. Gene Ontology annotation, molecular function: protein binding. The coding region runs from base 1 to 2862 and encodes 953 amino acids. The transcript is spliced from 2 exons. Lineage: Eukaryota; Viridiplantae; Streptophyta; Magnoliopsida; Poales; Poaceae. The record is from RefSeq and is a predicted model, not a curated record.
AUGGAUCACCGCGGGCCGCUGUUGCCCGAUGGCCGCCGGCUGGCGGCCGCGCUCCUCCUCCUCCUGGCGGCCUGCCUCUCGUCUGCCCGGGCCGUCACCAGCGAGGAGGCCUCCUACAUCGCACAACGCCAGCUGCUCGCCAUGAGCGAGGCCGGGGUGGGCGAGGACGGCGACCUCCCCGCGGACCUGGAGUCGAGGCCUUGCCUGGAGUUCGACGGCAAGGCCGCCACCGCCAACAUGACCUUCCCGAACGAUCGCCUCCGCCGCGCCUACAUCGGGCUCCAGGCCUGGCGCAAGGCCUUCUACUCCGACCCCAAGAACUUCACCAGCGACUGGGUGGGCGCCGACGUGUGCUCCUACAACGGCGUGGUCUGCGCGCAGGCGCAGGACGACGCCAAGGCCACCGUGGUCGCCGGGAUCGACCUCAACGGCGCCGACAUCGCCGGCUACCUCCCGCCGGAGCUCGGCCUGCUCACCGACCUCGCCUUCUUCCACAUCAACACCAACCGCUUCUGCGGCAUCAUCCCCAAGAGCAUGUCGCGCCUCACCAUCCUCUGGGAGUUCGACGUCAGCAACAACCGCUUCGUCGGCCCCUUCCCCUACGUCUGCCUCGAGAUGCCCACGCUCAAGUACCUCGACAUCCGCUUCAACGAGUUCGAGGGCGAGCUGCCGCCCGCGCUCUUCGACAAGCCCUACGACGCCAUCUUCGUCAACAGCAACCGCUUCGUCGGCCCCAUCCCGGAGACCAUCGGCAACUCCACCGCCUCCGUCGUCGUCUUCGCAAACAACAAGCUCGUCGGAUGCAUCCCCAAGAGCAUCGGCCGCAUGGCCAAGACGCUCGACGAGAUCAUCUUCCUCAACAACACGCUCGAGGGCUGCAUGCCGCUCGAGAUCGGCAUGCUCACCAACACCACCGUCGUCGACGUCAGCGGCAACGGCCUCGUCGGCUCGCUGCCCAAGGAGAUCUCCGGCUGCAGCAAGCUCGAGCAGCUCGACGUCUCCAGGAACGUCCUCACCGGCGUCGUGCACGAGGCCAUCUGCGAGCUCCCCAUGCUCGUCAACUUCAGCUACGCAUCCAACUUCUUCGAGUCCGAGUCGUCGCCGUGCAUGCCCUCCGACAAAUCCGAGGUCAACCUCGACGACGCCAACAACUGCCUCGGCGCGCUCCGCCCCGCACAGAAGACCACGCUCCAGUGCGCGCCCGUGCUCGCGCGCCCCGUCGACUGCAACAAGCACGUGUGUGCCGGGCCGCACCCAACCACGACGCCUUCGCCGGACAGGAAGCAGGCAUCACCGCCGGCGCUGUCCCCGAUAAUUGGGCCAGCAAUGGAGAUCCCGACGCCGGCACCGGCACCGGCACCAGCACCCGAGCCGGCUGUUUUGGGCCCGAUUGUUGGGCCACUUCCACCCAAGGAUGAGUAUGCUGGUGCUCCGCCACCUCCCAGUUCUGGCUGGCUCCCGUUGACCCCUGAGCGCAAGAAGGCACCUCCGCCGGAAGAAUACACGCCUCCGGUGAAGGUGCUUCCGCCACCCGCACCCGAGAAGGUGCUUCCACCACCGACGCCCGUGAAGGUGCUUCCGCCACCCGCACCAGAGAAGAAGGUUCUUCCACCACCAGCGCCGGUUAAGGUGCUUCCGCCACCCGCACCCGAGAAGGUGCUUCCACCAUCUCCACCACCCCCGGUGAAAUCUCCUCCCCCGCCUGCUCCAAUGAGCUCUCCACCACCUCCUAUGAAAUCUCCUCCACCACCUGCACCAGUGAGCUCUCCACCACCUGCACCGAAGAAGCCUCCGCCGACAGAAACACCGGUAAUCCCACCUAAAGAAAAGUCAAUGCCACCACCAACUCCGACGAAGUCGUCUCCCCCUACAACCGAGAAGUAUGAACCACCAGUAAAACCUGUUGAAUCAUUGCCACCACCGGUGAAGUCAUAUCCGCCAAAAGAACCUACGCCUGAGAAGUCAUUACCACCACCAGCGCCAGUUAAGGUACUUCCACCACCCGCAACUGAGAAGGUGCUUCCACCACCGGUGCCGGUGAGCUCACCAACACCAACACCAGUUAAGGUACUUCCACCACCCGCACCAGAGAAGGUGCUUCCACCACCGGUGUCAGUGAAGCCACCACCGGCUCCAGUGAGCUCACCACCACCAGCACCAGUUAAGGUACUUCCACCACCCGCACAAGAGAAGGUGCUUCCACCACCGGUGCCGGUGAAGCCACCACCGGCUCCAGUAAGCUCACCACCACCAGCACCGGUUAAGGUACUUCCACCACCGGCACCAGAGAAGGUGCUUCCACCACCGGUGCCCGUGAAGCCUCCACCGGCUCCGUUGAGCUCACCACCACCAGCGCCAGCUAAGGUACUUCCACCACCCGCACCAGAGAAGGUGCUUCCACCACCGGCACCGGUGAAGCCUCCACCAGUUCCAGUGAGCUCACCACCUCCCCCUGUGAAAUCUCCACCACCACCUGCUCCAGUUAGCUCGCCGCCACCUCCGGUCAAGUCUCCUCCUCCACCGGCACCAGUUAGUUCCCCACCACCAGCACCGGUGAAGCCUCCACCCGCACCGGUGAGCUCACCACCUCCUCCGGUGAAAUCGCCACCACCUCCAGCCCCAGUUAGCUCACCGCCGCCUCUAGUCAAGUCUUCUCCACCACCGGCACCGGUCAACUCACCGCCACCAGCACCAGUGUUGUUGCCUCCUCCAGCAAAAUCCACCCCAGCACCGGUGAAAGAAGAGCCACAGUCACCUCCAGCGGAAUCACUUACACCCCCAAAGUUCGACGAGUUCAUCAUGCCGCCGGUCGUGUCGGCAAAAUACGCGUCACCACCACCACCCCAGUUCCAAGGAUAUUAAGCAUGGCACCAUCGAAACAUCGACGAGGAGCGACCAAUUAUGGUUUAACACAACAUCACGUGCACAUGCACACUUGUACCUCAUUAAUUUGGAUCGUGCAUGCAUGCAUGCAUGCGUCGUGACUUAUUAUUAAUUAUGUGCAUGUGUGCGUAUGCAUGUGCAAACUAAGUGAGACGGCAAAGUGUAUGAAAUGGGAAAUAGAUGUGAUCUAUGAUGCCUUUUUUGUUUGUUUUUGGAAGUGGGUAAUUUUAUUAAAGCAUCAAGCAACUUUUUUUUUUUUUGGAGAUGUGAUCCAUAAUGCCUUAUGUUCUGCUUUUCCCCUUAGGACAAAUGUAUUUCUUUCUUUUAUGAGCAAACAGUGUAUGAGAUUGAAGGAACAAAUGCACAGUUAAAUGGUGUUUUGGUUUAUCUGUC